AUGUCCGCUAGAUCUGCAGCCCUCAGUGGUCGUAAGGAGCUACUUCAAUGGCUGAACAAGUUGUGCGAGGCAGACUAUCCUGCGGUGGAGUCGCUCCGCGAUGGGGCGGCGUACUGCACCAUUGUCGAGGCUGCAGUAAACCGCGUAGCCCAGAACUGCGCAGCAACACAGUCGUCUGAGGCCCCCGUUACGAAGAGCCGCGCAGACCAGGCGCACGUGUACCUGGGAAAACUGGACUGGUCCGCCACAGCGGCUGUCUGCGAAAACGCUGAUCCGUCACGUGAUUCAGUCUCUGUACGUGAAGUAUGUUUUCACAACAUGAGACUCCUGCAAGAGAUGCUGCAGGAGUGCGUACCCGCCGAGCACCGGAACACGGUGGACGCAAAUCGGCUUGCCACCGGGAAGUUGCAGGACCACGUGGUACUGCUGCGGUGGUUGUACUUGUUCAUGUCAAAGGUACUGGCACAGUACUCGAAAAAGGCACUGGAGAAGAAGGCAGGAGUUGUGGCAGGCACUGUAGAGGGUGUCAAGCUGAACCGCACAGUGCGGCUGCGCAGUCGCCAGGCAAGCAGCAGUGAUCAUCGGGAAGCUCGAGCGUUGGCCCAACCGCACGAAAACAAGGCUGACCUCAUGAGGGAAGAAAACAGCACGACACCUCGCUGGCUGCACGCAGCCCGCAGCGUGUCUGGUACAUCUUCGCGAGAGAGAACACACCGCGAUCGCGGCAAUUCGGCGCGGGACAGUAAUUCGCCAUUUCGCACACCGAUCAGGUCCAACAGCGACCCCACAUCCGCUCACACCUCGUCCAGAGGUGGCUUACCAGACGCAGGCAUCAGGACUAGCUCAAACUCAGCGCGUGGAACACCAGCAACCGGUCCCGCGAAAGGUUAUGUGUCGGAAUCUGCCCAACAGGUUCUUCGUGAAAGGACUGUUCAUGCACACUACACGCGCGGCACCAUCGCCGUUCCUCACGUUUUCCGCUCAACCCUCGUGCGGCUGCGAGAUGAAGUGGAGGAGCUGGAGAGGCAAGUGCUCUACGGACAGGAGCGCCACAACUACCACCUCACGCACCGAGCAGGUGAAGGAGAAACGGACCGUGUGCUCAGUGUAGCAGCAGCCAAGUACGACCAGGAUAUCAGUCUCAGUCAAGAGGGCCGUGAAACUCUCUCUCUGGAGGAGCUAGGGGAGCUGCUGGAGGAGAGAGAUCGGUUGGCACAGCAGUAUGCAACGGUGGACACUGUUGUGACGCGAGCACUGCAAUCGGCAAGGCGUCAAGGCAAACCAAUACCACCGCUCCUGCGUGACCUCGUGGAGCUGCUUCAUCCUGCUUGA
Molecule: messenger RNA, 1332 nt
Organism: Leishmania mexicana MHOM/GT/2001/U1103
Lineage: Eukaryota; Euglenozoa; Kinetoplastea; Trypanosomatida; Trypanosomatidae
Exons: 1
Coding region: 1-1332 (443 amino acids)
Biological process (GO): protein localization to microtubule plus-end; regulation of microtubule polymerization or depolymerization; spindle assembly
Cellular component (GO): microtubule plus-end; microtubule organizing center; spindle midzone
Molecular function (GO): microtubule plus-end binding
Source: RefSeq, a predicted model, not a curated record